GGUUGACUCAUGUCCUUCGCGCAAUCCGCUUAUAAUGCCAUUUAUAUCCAUUCUCCAGAUCAAGGGGUACUCUGGUAUGAACAUUGACUGGUUGAAGCAUAGUUCUAACCCCUAAUCCUACAAGCCUAUCGCCUCGCCCGGAAUUACAUUUCCCUAAGGCUACUAAUAUCUCCACUGUCAUAUCCACUUUGAUGGGUUCCCCAAGGCCUUCCUCGGCGUUUCAUAUCGUCACAAAUGAUCCGCACGCACUCGUUCCUUUACUAAAGUCUCAGCUUCCUCAUUCGAUUCCGUUGCUACGGCGCCUCCAGCAUGGUCUAGCGUAUCCUUCAUCGACUGCCAAGAUUCUGACUACCUUCUCAGGGGCAGAUGCGCCAAUCUCUCCGUGGCUGGCUGCUUAUGUGGAUCUCUUCGCUGGUCGCGAGACCCAGAUUGUAAUCUACUCAAGCCUCGAAGCCCAUGCGACGUCCCCUGUCAUUGACGGGGAUUUUAUCUCGACUCUACGUGCUUCACAGGAGUCUCUAGAGCAGGCUCGUGCGCAACUAUUGGCUCUACUAUCGCAUGUCAAGACACAUAUGUUACCUGAGUACCUGUCAUCUAUCAAAGGCUUCGGGUCCUCCCCUAUACCCAACAAACUGGGUCUGGAUCCCGCAUCCAAACACUCGGGUUUGAUCCCACCCCCACCCCCUGGAGCUUUCCUAAUUGGCAAUCUACAUACGGGACUAUUUUCCUUACUGAAAGCCUCGGGAGAGUACACAUCUCCGGAUCCUGUUCCAGGGCUUCGGAUCCACCGCUACGAUUAUCCACCAUACGUCAAGUAUCUAUUUAGGGGACAAAAUUUCGUAAAAGAUAGCUCUGACAGCACUGACAGUUCUCCGGCUCCGCUUCCAGAUGGCUUUCGCUUCGCGAAUAAACAGGGCCUAGUCGGCGUCCUGCCGCAUCAAUACGACCUGAUACGGUUUCGUACCAGUAUUCCACGCUCUCGUGAAACUUUAGCCAAGCUCCCUGGAGUGACUAUUUACUCCGAUCGGGAGAUCCAGCUGCGACCACACUUGCCUGACAACUCGGGCGCUGCUGAGUCAGAUGAUCAGCCUCCACCCGGCGAAAUGCCCAUUGCCUGGGCCUUUUUGGGUAUUGACGGCGGUUUAGCAACCUUGCACGUUGAACCGGAGUAUCGGGGUCAGGGGCUCGCGUUAUAUGUCGCUAAGGAGGCUAUGCGCCGCGGGAUGGCCGAGGGUGGCAUCUGGCGGGACGGCGGAGAGGAGGAUGAGGUUUGGGUGCACACCAAUGUAUUGGAAAGCAAUCUCGCUAGUCGGCGGGUAAUGGAGAAACUAGGAGGUGAGAUUGGAUGGACUUGUACCUGGACUGUGGUGGAAUAUGGUAUAUAGAUUAUGUUUUUGUAC
Aspergillus alliaceus is the source of this 1400-nucleotide messenger RNA. RefSeq lists its product as uncharacterized. Bases 192 to 1385 code for a protein of 397 amino acids. The record is from RefSeq and is a predicted model, not a curated record. The transcript has a single exon. Lineage: Eukaryota; Fungi; Ascomycota; Eurotiomycetes; Eurotiales; Aspergillaceae. Gene Ontology annotation, molecular function: acyltransferase activity, transferring groups other than amino-acyl groups.